CUACUUGUCAUACUAAAAUAAGUAUAACUUCAAGUCAUCUAAAAUUUCCAUAGAUAUAAAUUGUAAAUCUGUGAAAAUUUCAUAAAAAGUACGUAAUUUACUUUUGAAUUUAGAACAUUUCUAUUGGUCAUAGCCCCGUGGCCCCUCCAUUCUUAUUUUAAACUAUAUCAAUCAAUAAUCAUUGGCAUCAUGUUUGCACUUAUAAAGUUGUUCGGUACCGGAAUAGGAUAGUUAGAUAGGUAUAUAAUAAUAUUGUUUUAAUUUUACUAAUAAUAUUUUGAUGUUUCACUCAACAAAACUUGAUUUAAUUAUACAAGUGUUGAUUUGAUCUUGGGCUUCCGGGUAUUCCGCUUAUCCGCUAUCCGUCAUCCUUGUGUUGGCAGUACUGACACACUGCGCCCCCGCGCGUUCUUGAACAAAAAUCGAUUAUGUCGGUACGCGAUUUUUGGGCAGCAGUGCUCAUAAAAAUCUUCGCGAAUCGUGGAAUGUAGAUGUCGAUUAUGACAUCUAACUACGGACGUACGGACUAGCAUCCAUAUUCCCAUGAUAGAAGUUCCCGAAGGCGUCUGCGCAUAUACUGACCACGCAGAGCGCGAAGCGGUGAAGGUGGUUUUGCCAGAAUCCGCGCCCGCACACUGACUGCCAAUGCUUCGCGAGUGCUCGUGUGUGUAGUGUGUGCGAAGGGGCAUGCGGGAGCGGGGGUAGAGCCAUGCAGAGGGGCGGGGCGAGCGCGGGGAGUGAGGUGAAGGCGCGCGCGGGGGCCCUCGCGCUGUUGCUCCUGGCCAGCUUCACACCGCCAGGCGCGUGUGACGUGGCAGGCGGCGCGGGGUCAAUAAACUCUCUACCAGCGGGUAUCAGUGGGUCACGACUUGCGCCUUCCUUCGACCCUGCCACCCCUAGGAAUGUGACAGCCCUAGUCGGCAAGUCCGCAUACCUCAGCUGCAGAGUACGCAACCUUGGAAACAGAACGGUGUCAUGGAUCCGUCACCGCGACCUGCACAUCCUGACCGUGGGAGGCUACACGUACACCUCCGACCAGCGGUUCCAGGCGACACACUCCGCACAGACCGACGACUGGACGCUGCACAUCAAGUGGGCGCAGCAGCGGGACGCCGGCGUCUACGAGUGCCAGGUCUCCACGCAGCCCGUGCGCUCCUUCUUCGUCACGCUGCACGUUGUUGAUUGCGAGGAGAUCUACAAAACUUACCUAAACCAGUGGCUGCAACAGCAGAUGCUCGAGGACGCGCCCGCGCCGCUCAUGCCAUCGGCGCGGAUCUUGGGCGGGCCGGACCUGCACGUGGACAUCGGCUCCACCAUCAACCUCACCUGCCUCAUCCAGUUCAGUCCGGAGCCCCCCGCCUACAUCUUCUGGUACCAUGAGGACGAGGUGAGCGGACGCAAACAGGUGAUAUCGUACGACUCGUCGCGCGGCGGCGUGUCCGUGGUGACGGAGAAGGGGGCGGCCACCACCUCGUACUUGCUGGUGCAGGACGCGGCGCCGGCCGACUCCGGCCGCUACUCCUGCUCGCCCUCCAACGCGGAGGUCGCCUCCGUCAGAGUACACGUGCUCAAUGGCGAGCGGCCGGCGGCGAUGCAGACGGGCUCGGCCGGGCUGUCCAACAGCUCGCACUGCAUCGUCGCGCUGCUGUGCGCGUGCGUGCUGCACGCGCGGCUGCUGCGCGCGCAGCUCGCCAGCUGAUCGCACGCUCGCCCGCCGCCCGCCGCACGAGGACCGCAUGCCGUUCUAACUUAGUCCCAAAUGAGAGACACGUUACGUCCGGGACGAACUUAUUAUUUAUUGUUUGUACGGCUAAGAAAAUGGAAGAAUAAUUUAAAUUUCAAUAAAACAAUAUACUGCGUUUCUUUUUGUCUUGUAAAAUUGGAAUGUCGCUAAUCGUAUUCGUGGCUAAGUUCGAACGUUUGCGGAUAGUGCUGUAAAUAUGUGUUACGAAGUUUCUUGUCUAAAUAAUUUUAAGCGAAAACGUAGUUUUCCGUUAAUUAAGAGAUUAUUGGAGGUUAGAAAAUAUUUUAAGAUUUUUAUGAACAAAUAACGUGUAGAGUCAAAUCACUGUGAUUACUGUUCGUCGCUGAUCGUUGAGACGCGGCCGGCCUCGGCUUGGCGGAGCAUAGCAUAGUCCGGUAGACAAUCACUCAAAUAAUGUUGUAUAAAUGUAAAUAAAAUUAGUAGUUUCCUCAAGUUUUUAUCAACACCGCUCAAUAAAAUAUUUUAUUCAAAUUAAUUACGACAAUCAUAACCCUUUCCCCGUUUGUGUUUGGUACUGAAAGCAGAGCCACCUUCAGCUUCCCCCUGCCGCUGCCGCGUCAGUCGCCACUCGGCCCGCCACUUAAUUCUUCUGUGAAUAUAUUUCAACAUAGAUAUCCAUACACCAUUACAAAUCACGAUUUUGAUAUUUUUGUUGUUCUCUCGAUUGAGAUUGUACAUAUAUAGUUAUAAUGUAAUAAAUGUUUUAACAAAAAAGUUAUAGUAAUAUUUAAUGUAAUGUAAUAAAGAGUACUUAUUCUCGUUACAAUUGUCGUGCCAGUCGAUGAGAGAGGCUGCUAGACAGAAUGUGAAUUGUUUUAUCCAUCGACGGGUGGGUAAUAGUACAUUGUUCACCGUGGUAAGAAACUAAAGGAUUUCAACGAGGGUGACAUGUUAAGCCCGAGACGUAGUCGAGGGCAUUAGUCAUCCGAGUAGAAUACAUAUUUUUUCCGAGUGAUACAUAGUGCUUUAUACGACACCUGUCUACAGGGAUAAUUAAAUAAGAAGUUUUUUCCGGAAUAAAUUUAUUAAUUACAGCUUGUGUACUUUCGUUAAUCCACGUUGGCGUUAAACUUCAAUACUGUCACUAGAGACGACAUUUUGAUAUAUCAUAAAAUAUUCAAAGAGGAUUAUAAAUUAAAAACUACAAAUUGACAAUAAAAUUCAACAAUGACCAACGCUGUUUUAAUAAGUUUCUUUCGGCAUUUCUUCUCAGCAGUGGUCGUUCCGAAAUGCUAGUAGUUUGUAGCUUUGGUAAAUAUCAUUUAAUUUAGAAUAUGACGUGAAAAAUUUUGAUUUUGAUUCCACAAUUUGCUAAUGCGCAAAGCAUACGCGCAUUUUUUUCAGUCAGUUUCAAUUUAUGAGAAUAAAAGAACAAUUACGUAAGAGUGACCGGCGAUUGAAGUGUGCCAACUUCAGCCAGCAACAGCUAUGUACUAAUUUUUUUAAGAAUUGUCAUCGCCAUGGAUAUCAGAAUAUAUACGGCAUCGCUGUCAUAGUUUUCGGAUAUAAUACGAUAAGUAUUUUAAUUUGCCGAAUGACGGCGAGAUUCGUAUUUAGGUAUUUCAGCCAGAUUACUUCUCAAGGGCACAACGGAUUUUCAUACGAUAAUUCCGCCCGCAUUUUUCGUUCGACUUCAAUCAAGUACUUUCUAAGUCUAAACAGGGAAUAUGAGUCUUUGUAAGCAGGUGUCGUAAAUUGAAGACUCUAUAAACAC
Molecule: messenger RNA, 3479 nt
Organism: Plodia interpunctella (Indianmeal moth)
Lineage: Eukaryota; Metazoa; Arthropoda; Insecta; Lepidoptera; Pyralidae
Product: zwei Ig domain protein zig-8-like
Exons: 8
Coding region: 710-1699 (329 amino acids)
Biological process (GO): synapse organization
Cellular component (GO): neuron projection membrane
Source: RefSeq, a predicted model, not a curated record